UUUACAGUUUUUUUCCCCCUUACACAUUGUUUCAUUGUAUUUCAUAUUAUGCUGUAUCAUUUGUACAUAUGUGCUAAGCCAUCUAUCUGAAUCUGUAAAAAUAUAAAACCUGCAGAAUCCAACCUUUGGACAGCAGACUGAAAUGGCAGUCAUUCUAGAUGUGCCCUCUUCCACCUCCACACCCAGCGAGUGCCUGAAUGGCUGCUGGAGGAAUCAAGUUACAUGGUUUGUAUUUCGCUUUCAAUUAUUGAGGCCUCUGUGUUUUCUGAUAAACCCAGUGGGUCUACAGGUUCAUCCAGCAGAAAAUGUCCAGGUGGUACAAGUGGAGAACAAGGUGUUUGGAUGCUGUUCAUCAUGUACCGAUGGUUUUCUCUCCUUCUCUUCUGCCAAGUGUGGAAUAAACACCUGAGGAUACACAAUAUCCUCGUGUCAGGAGCUGAUACUCUUGACUGUAUAAGCCGCUGUAAUCUAACUAAUGCCACACUGUGUCCUGAGGGAUCCUACUUUUCAUCAGGGGAUUGCUUUGAAUGCCCUGCAGGAAAAUAUUGCUUUGGCAAUGUCUCUGCACCUAGAAAGUGCCCACCUGGCACAUACAACCUCUAUCCUGGAAGAAGCAGCAUUCAGGAUUGUCAGCCCUGUGCUCCAGGUUUGAUCAGUACAGAGGAUGGUGUAGAUUGUAGACUCUGUCCUGCUGGGUACUCGUGUGACAGAGCAACAGGAGCUCUUUUAACAUGUCAGAAUGGACAGUAUUCACCUGAGGGCCACAUCCAGUGCCUCCCCUGUCCCUUCGGUUUUGUUUGCAAGGAUGGAUUUCAAAAGAAGUGUGGGCCUGGAGAGGAGCCUGACACAAACCGAACUGAGUGCACCAAAUGUCUUAAAGGCUACUACUCCACUCUGUGCAGUGCCCAGUGUGAGCUGUGCCCAGCUGGCAGUUAUUGCCCUCACAGUGGGAUGUUUCAGCCAGUGCCGUGUCCGAUGGGGCAGUACACAGAUGCAGCAGGCCAGAGCUCAUGUAAAAUCUGUAAUAGUAGUGUAGCCUGUGCAUCCAUGUCCAAGACAGAACUGCAGCUUAGCCAGAGGAACAGAAUGUCCAUCUCCUGUCCACCUGGCACACACAGAGAUGGAGAGGGACCUGGCUGUGAUGUCUGUCCACUUGGACAUUAUUGUAUAAGAGGAAUUGCUAUACAAUGUCCAGCCGGAACAUAUGGACCAAAAGAGGGACUGCAGAGAGAGAAAGACUGUACUAUUUGCCCUGCAGGGUUUUACUGUUUGGAGGGCACAUCCCGGAGGCCCAGUUCUCAGUUUCUGUGCCCCCAAGGUUAUUACUGUGAGGAGGGCACUGCUGUGCCACAUGGGUCACCUUGCCCGGCUGGUACCGCAGGAGGACAACUGGGUCAGACAAGUAGGGCAGCCUGCAAGAGGUGUGCAGAGGGUCGCUACUGUCCCACAGGCUCUGCAGGUCCAGGUUUGCUCUGUGCCCGAGGGAGAUACUGCCCAGCAGGCACCGUUGUAGAAGUGGUAUGUCCACGAGGCACCUUCACCCCACAUCAAGGCGCUCUAAGUGUGAAGGACUGUCUGAAGUGUCCAGCAGGUUUCUACUGCCCCGAGGGCAUAAGUGACCCGUUGCCCUGCCAGCCUGGCACUUUUAACCCUUUGGAGGGACAGGACGCAUUAACAGACUGUAGGUCAUGUUACCCAGGCAAGGCCUGUACACAGGUUGCCCUGAGGGCUCCUGAUGUUGAGUGUAUGCCAGGCUUUGUAUGCCCACCUGGCUCAGCACGGCCCAAUGACCCUGCUAACGCUUGUCCACCUGGAACUAUGAGCAAUCGAACAGAUCUAACUGACCGUGCUCAGUGCCAGCUGUGUCCGGCACGCUUUGCCUGUCUGCGAGGCACUGGUGGAAUACAGAGACCUCAACUCUCCUGCUUUGCUGGCCAUUACUGCCCGGUUGGCACCAUGUUCCCCACCCAGCACAAGUGUCCAGCAGGGACCUGGAAUGAGCAUAGUGGGCUGGAGUCUGAGAGCGAGUGUAGGCCAUGCCCACGAGGCUGGUACUGUCUGGCUGGUGUAGGCGUUCCUUCUGGAAGGUGCAGCUCAGGAUACUACUGUCCUGAAGGCACAAUGUAUGGCACCCAGUUUCCUUGCCCUAGAGGCACCUAUAGCAUAAAAAUGGGCAAUGGUGGAAAGGAGGACUGUGUGGUAUGUCCUGAAGGGUAUUACUGCCAGGAGGGUUCAUCCAAACCUGUACCCUGCCCUCCAACAACAUUUCGGCAGUUUAAAGGAGGCCAAAGGCCGGAAGAUUGUGUUGUGUGUCCAGCUGGCUACUACUGCCCCCACUCAGCUACAGUCCACCCCAGAGUGUGUGGGACAGGCAGUUACUCUGAUGAGGGUUCAGAGGAGUGUCUGCCAUGUCUACCUGGUCAUUACUGUAGUGAUGAGACCACCAGUGAGGAGGCCAUGCUCAGAGUCAUGGUGUGUCCACCUGGUUUCCUGUGCUCUAAGGGCUUGGACCGGGAUCCCCAACGUUCAGCCGUUCUUUGCCCUAUAGGCUUCUACUGCCCUGGAGGUGGUGUUAAUCCAAAUCCUAUACCAUGUCCCAAUGGUACGUACAGUGGGAAACCAGGAUUGAGAGACCCUUCAGACUGCACUAUAUGUCCGGUGGGAAUGUACUGCUUCACUCAUCAACCCAACGAACAACCAAUUACUGAACCAACUGGAGGCUGUCCUGAUGGAUAUUACUGUCCUUUGGGCACUGGACACCCUCUUUCAUUUCCAUGUGAAUCAGGAUUCUACAGAAAUGAGUCUCAUAGACAUGGUGGAGGUGCCUGUGUGAAAUGCCCAGCAAAAUAUUACUGUGCGAGUGUUGCGACGCACACACCAUCAAUCUGCCCAGCGGGUUUUUUUUGUCCGGAGGGGAGUUCUGCUCCAGAGCCCUGUGAGGAGGGCACUUAUAGCUCUCGGCCAGGUUUACGUGAUGCGUCAGAGUGCACACGUUGCGAUGGGGGCAGAUACUGCACAGGUGUUGGCAAGACAAAACCAUCCGGAAACUGUGAGGGAGGAUUCUACUGUAAACGACAAUCUAUCAGUGCCACUCCUUUUGAUGGAACGACUGGAGGCCUGUGUCCAGCUGGCAGUUUCUGUUCUCCAGGUUCAGCUUACCCACAGCCCUGUCCCUCAGGCACAUUCAGCAACAGCACUGGCCUUAAACAUGUCCAGCAGUGUGUCAAGUGUCCUGCAGGUUAUUACUGUUUAGGUUUAGGAUCCACCUCUCCAACUGGCCUAUGUUCUGCAGGACAUUACUGCAGUGGUGGUUCUGCAUCUCCUGUUCAGCAUCAAGUUGAAGAAGGCCACUACUCUGUAAAGGGAGCUGUGAAGCCUGAGCCUUGUUCUUUGGGCACUUUUCAACCGGAAAGAGGACAAAGUGUAUGCAUUCAGUGCAAACCAGGUAGACAGUGUAACCUGACAGGCCUAGCUCAUCAGCCUCUUUGCCCUCCAGGACACUACUGUACAGCUGGAACCUCAACUGCACAUCCAUGUCCCCCAGGAACCUACAUGACUAACCCAGGGGCGGAAAAAGUGCAGGACUGUGGUCCAUGUGAUGCUGGUCAGUACUGCCAUGCUCCUGGUCUAUCAGCCCCACAGGGUCCUUGUGAAUCUGGGUUCUACUGUAGCGGAGGAGCCAACACUGCCACUCCAGUGAACCUCAGGUCUGGAGAUGUUUGCCCUGCGGGUUAUUACUGCCCUGGAGGCUCCAGACACCCAUAUCAGUACCCGUGUCCUGCUGGAACAUGGAGCAGUGUGAUGGGAGCUCAGAACCUGUCCUCCUGCUCACCUUGCCCUGCAGGGUUUUUCUGCAACAAGACUGGACUCACUCAGCCUACAGGAGUCUGUGCUGCAGGAUUUUUUUGUAUUAGUGGUGCUAAAACCUCGUCACCUGAAGAUGGUGUUACUGGAAACAGAUGCCCAGCAGGAUAUUACUGCCCACAAGGAUGCACUUCACCUCAACACUGCCCUGAUGGCACAUACUCCAACACUACAGGGUCUGCCAAGUGCAGUGAAUGUCCUCCUGGAUGGCUCUGCCUGGAAGGUGAAGAAGCCCAGCUGUGUCCAGAAGGACAUUACUGCCUGGGGGGCACAAUGGAGGAUAUCCUCCCAUGCCCCCCAGGCACAUACAACCCCAAAGCAGGACAGAGACAAGUAGAGCAGUGUUCACUGUGCUCAGCUGGAAUGUACUGUGAGGAAUGGGGACUAGUGGAACCAACUGGUCCCUGCCAGUCAGGGUAUUUUUGUCUAGCAGGUAUAAAUUUUAGGAACCCUGAUGGGAAUUUUAGCACAGGGGUUGGGGGAGCAUGUCCUCCAGGCCAUUACUGUCCUGAAGGUACCAGCCAACCGCUUCCCUGCCCACUUGGGACCUUCUCGAACAGCCUUUAUAUCACAGAGAGCUCAGGCUGCAGUUUGUGCCCACCAGGACAGUUCUGUGGCUCUGUUGGCCUAAUCAGGCCAUCUGGACCAUGCCAUGAGGGAUUCUUUUGUCCUGGUGGUGCUAUUUCUUUGACAGGUGCUGGCACAGAGGGUGGGCUCUGUCCUCAAGCACACUACUGUCCACUAGGUAGUGUCAUGCCUCUUCCCUGUCCAGCCGGCACUUACAAUAAUCUUACUGGCCAAAUUAAAUGUAGCCUCUGCCAUGCUGGAUACUACUGCCCAGAGAGCACCAACAACUACACAAAGUAUCCAUGCCCUCCUGGAUUCUACUGCCCUGAUGGCACAAGGCAUGCCACCCAGUUCCCAUGCCCAAGAGGCUAUUAUAACCCUGAGCCUAUGACCCAGAGCCUGGAUAGCUGUCUUCCCUGUCUGCCAGGCCACUAUUGUGAGAAGGAGAGGCUAACAGCUGUGUCUGGGAAAUGCAAAGCUGGCUGGUUUUGUGUCUCUGCAGCCUGGAAUCCUCAGCCAUUCGAUCUGGACAACUACACCAGUGCUAACUGUCUGUGUCCAGCCUCCUCUACUGGGGGACGAUGUCAGGCAGGAUUCUUCUGCCCAGCAGGCAGCUCUGAGCCUAUACCAUGCCCUCCUGGAGCCUUCUGCAAUGCCACAGGUCUGGCUUUGCCAAGCGGUCCCUGUGCUGCAGGAUAUUAUUGCACUGGGGAAACAACUCAGUCUAAACCAACAGAUAGCAUCACUGGUGAUAUUUGCCCUCCUGGCUCCUUUUGUGCUGAAGGGUCUAGCGAGCCGGAACCAUGUCCAGUUGGAACAUUCUCUGCACUGGCUGGUCUGAAGCAUCGGUCCCAGUGUCAGUCAUGCACAGCUGGUCACUACUGCAGCACAAGAGGCCUGAGAGCUCCUACUGCGCCUUGCAGUCAGGGUUAUUGGUGCCCCCCUGGUCAGACUGACGACCUAGCUUUGCCUUGUCCGCUCGGUCAUCAAUGUCCCCCAGGAAGCAGUGCCCCACUUAUCUGCACCUCUGGGACUUACCAGGACAAGCAGAAGCAGGCCAACUGCACAGUCUGUGAAGAGGGCAAGAUAUAG
Molecule: messenger RNA, 5523 nt
Organism: Tachysurus fulvidraco (yellow catfish)
Lineage: Eukaryota; Metazoa; Chordata; Actinopteri; Siluriformes; Bagridae
Product: multiple epidermal growth factor-like domains protein 6
Exons: 34
Coding region: 223-5523 (1766 amino acids)
Source: RefSeq, a predicted model, not a curated record